AUGUCCCUACUUGGUCAUGAUGAUGUCAUAUUUAUUCAGGUAAGAUCAUGUCAUGGUUUAUUUUUACCUACCAUGAUUUUUCUAUUCUUUCUAAACACAUAAAAUGGCCCUUCUUUACCAAGCAAAUCAUUCACGAAUUAUUAAUUACUGGUCAAUUUAUUACAAGAUGGUUCCUAAUAUUGUUCUUCAUUUAAGCGCUACACCUCGGCUGGCUGUCGAUGAGGUGGAACAAGUUCAGCAGCACAGGAUAGCAGGUCUUAUCGGCCAUAUCUUCCAAUUGACUUACGUCAAUAUGGUUGACGAACUAAUUCAAGAAGAAAAGCUGAAUCGCUGUCAUGGCUGUGCUAUUCAGCACCCAAGUCAAAGAAAACAUUCGUGUCUUAUGAUGGAUAAAGAGGAUUCUUGGUUGUAG
This is a messenger RNA of Porites evermanni, 412 nucleotides long. Lineage: Eukaryota; Metazoa; Cnidaria; Anthozoa; Scleractinia; Poritidae. The record is from the annotation of a GenBank genome assembly.